AUGAGCGACCAACAGUCUGAAGUCCGCACACCCUUCCCAGGCUAUCAACAGGGACAGGAGCUGCAACUCCAGUUCACGGCUCCCGGACAACCGACUCGUCAGAUCGCAGCCACCAUCCUCCGCGUCAAGGAGCCUUUCACUUGCUCUGUCGCUUUGGUUGUCGGCAUGAUUCUAAACAACAACCCUGAAGUCUUCUUUCUGAAGCUCUAUGACCAUCGCUUUUCCCACGGCAUGCGCGCACAAUUUGAAAUCGGCCCAUACACCCCCGAGAUCGCCACUGCAUUCAACAACUUUGUCCAGACCGGCGGCGCCGAUGCCUUUGGGCUCCACCUUACGGGACAGGUUCACCUGCCUGGUGUGGAAGGCUCAGAGUUCACCCCGGAGCAGGACGAGAUCUUCGUAACCAAGAAUCUCGACGGGCUAUAUCUGAGCGAGGUUGGCGCCUACGACGGCCUGCAAGCCUCCCAGGGCGUCUCCAUCCCCCGGUUCAUGGGCACAUGCGUACUCGACGCCACCCCUCCGGGCUACGACAGCCACGAGUACUUCCAGAUCGAGGGCAUCGUCACCCAGUUCCUCCCCGGGUUCUCCCUCGAAGAUCUGCCCCACUACGCUCCGCGGGGGCUCUGGCAGGAGAUCGUUGACGCCGCCGUCGCGGUCACCCGUGAGGUCGACGCGGCCGACAUGCUCAACAUGGACACCCGUCCGGACAACUUUAUCGUCGUGCCCCACCUCGAGGGCGGGUUCUUCAAGACCUACAUGAUCGACCUGGCCAUGUGCGUUCGGCGCCGGGAGGGCCAGACCGACGAGCAGUGGGGCCGGGAGAAGUGGUGGCGCAACGAGGAGGGCUGUGUCGGCGAGGCGAUGCAGCACAUCCUGAGUCAGCAUGACUUUGAGUUGCGCUUCGAGCGGUCGGACAAGUACGACGCGUAUGCUCACCUGGCCGAGGCAGAGGAGGACGGCGAUGGCGUUGAGGCGGAGUGA
Molecule: messenger RNA, 981 nt
Organism: Thyridium curvatum
Lineage: Eukaryota; Fungi; Ascomycota; Sordariomycetes; Thyridiales; Thyridiaceae
Exons: 1
Coding region: 1-981 (326 amino acids)
Source: RefSeq, a predicted model, not a curated record